Molecule: messenger RNA, 1781 nt
Organism: Panicum virgatum (switchgrass)
Lineage: Eukaryota; Viridiplantae; Streptophyta; Magnoliopsida; Poales; Poaceae
Product: probable peptide/nitrate transporter At3g43790
Exons: 14
Coding region: 66-1448 (460 amino acids)
Biological process (GO): transmembrane transport
Molecular function (GO): transmembrane transporter activity
Source: RefSeq, a predicted model, not a curated record
GCUGAGGCCAAUCACUACCCGGGGUUGGUUGGUUUGGGUUGGGUUGGAUCCAGCGGGGCGCGAAGAUGGGCGGCGGAGGAGGAGCCACGGCGGCGCUGGGGGAGCCGCUGCUGGUCGUCAGGUCGGCGUACCGGCCGCGGUGCCCCGGGUGCCGGGUGGACCGCCUGAACGCGGAGCGGGAGGGGGUGUUCCCGCUCAAGGACCUCUUCCUCAUCUGGCUGGUCACUGUCACCUGCACGCUGCCGAUCCGGUCUCUGUUUCCCUUCUUGUAUUUUAUGAUAAGAGACCUGCAUAUUGCUAAACAGACCCAAGAUAUUGGAUUUUAUGCUGGUUUUGUUGGCGCUUCAUAUAUGUUUGGAAGAGCAAUCUCCUCAACAGAGUGGGGAAUUGUGGCCGAUAAACAUGGCAGGAAACCGGUUAUCAUAUUGACCCUUGUUUCAAUAAUUGUCUUCAAUACUCUCUUUGGACUAAGCUUAAACUAUUGGAUGGCAUUAACCACGCGAUGUCUGCUCGGGGUCAUGUGUGGCUAUCUCGGCCCAAUUAAGGCUUAUGCUACAGAAGUGUGCCGGAAAGAAUACAAUCAUCUGGCUUUAGCAGUUGUUUCUUCCUCCCGAGGCAUUGGUCUCAUUAUUGGACCAGCUAUUGGUGGUUAUCUUGCACAGCCUGCAGAUAAAUAUCCAAGCAUAUUCUCUCAGACGUCUAUAUUUGGGAGGUUUCCAUAUUUUCUCCCCUGCCUAUGUAUAUCAUUAGUUGCAGUUCUUGCUCUAACUGCAUGCAUCUGGUUUCUGGAAACUCUGCAUAAACACAAUGAAGAUACUGUUGAUAACUCAGUCGAGGCUAUAGAAGAAUCUCUCGCUGGAACGGACAAUGAAGAGAAUGGAAAUGGUGGAUGUCUAGAAUUAUUUAAAAACUGGCCAUUGAUGUCAGCUAUUACUUUAUAUUGUAUUUUCUCUCUCCAGGAUGUUGCUUAUGCAGAGGUAUUCUCUCUCUGGGCUGUCAGUGACCGAUCGUAUGGUGGAUUAAGCUUUACUAGCACAGAUGUGGGCAAUGUCCUUGCAGCGUCAGGUCUCUUCCUUUUUCUAUAUCAAAUGUUGGUUUAUCCAUUGCUUGCAAAAUCGGUAGACCACAUCACAUUAGUCCGAGGAGUGGCAAUAUUGACUAUACCACUUCUUGCUAGUUAUCCAUUCUUUCCUUCAUUGUCAGGGUUUGUUCUUAUGUUGGUAGUAAAUUUCACAUCUUUCCUGAAGAAUACUUUCUCGGUAACUACCAUUACCGUGUUCAACAUUUUAAUGAAUGAAGUGGUGGUAAGUUCCACUUCCCAAAAAUGGGUAAUUUCUUUUCCUAUAUUCAUGCAUAUGAAUGUUUCUAACAUCAGUAAGCGAAAAACAGACUCAGAAUGUAAGAGCGGCAGCCAACGGCAUCGCUGUAACACUAAUGUCCAUCUCUAAAGCUGUUGCAGGAAUAAUGUGAGUAUUCAGUAUUGACGUCUGAGUAUUUUACGAAGCAUGCAUUGCAAUCUUGCGGAGACGAUUCUUAGUUUGAUUAGUCAGGGAAGCUUUUGGGGUUGCCAUCUAAUCCAUAUAAUUCCAUGGCAAACUGCACCUGCAUCCAAUUCGAACUUACUCCCUCCUUCGCUUUAGAAAGCAUGCAGCCAAACCUCUCUAGCUUUGACUUGAAUAGAGCUACUUGGAUUAUUCAUAUGGAAACAUUAUCACUGGGUUUGUCAUAAAAAUCAUGUUCAUGACAUAGUUCUUUCAUAAUGUUUUAGGACUCUUUUCAUA